UGACACUUGACUCCUUGCCUACAUCUAUAGCUUGGCACAGAGAGAUUCACGCACCCUCAAGAGUGUGGGUGAGACAUACAUAGCCUGUUAGACCUGAAGGCAGAUGGCUCUUCUUAAGGCCAAUACGGAUCUCAUUUCCGCAGGACUGAAGGAGUUCAGUGUUCUGCUGAAUCAGCAGGUCUUCAAUGAUCCUCUCAUCUCUGAAGAAGACAUGGUGACUGUGGUGGAGGACUGGAUGAACUUCUACAUCAACUAUUACAGGCGGCAGGUGACAGGGGAGCCCCAAGAGCGAGACAAGGCUCUGCAGGAGCUUCGGCAAGAGCUGAACACUCUGGCCAACCAUUUCCUGGCCAAGUACAGGGACUUCCUGAAGUCUCAUGAGCUCCUGAGUCACCCUCCGCCCUCCUCCUAGCUCAGGGACCCAGCCCCUCCUCUCUGAGAAACUCUGACCUUCAUGUCCUUAGCCUGUGCUCCUGCCACUCUACCCUGACACCUCAAUAAAGACCAGCGCUGGUUUUGCUGGAC
This is a messenger RNA of Nomascus leucogenys (northern white-cheeked gibbon), 525 nucleotides long. It is a transcript of the gene AHSP, whose product is annotated as alpha hemoglobin stabilizing protein. The record is from RefSeq and is a predicted model, not a curated record. Gene Ontology annotation, cellular component: cytoplasm. Gene Ontology annotation, biological process: erythrocyte differentiation; protein folding; protein stabilization. Gene Ontology annotation, molecular function: hemoglobin binding. Lineage: Eukaryota; Metazoa; Chordata; Mammalia; Primates; Hylobatidae.